Molecule: messenger RNA, 471 nt
Organism: Hirsutella rhossiliensis
Lineage: Eukaryota; Fungi; Ascomycota; Sordariomycetes; Hypocreales; Ophiocordycipitaceae
Product: tc5 transposase DNA-binding domain-containing protein
Exons: 1
Coding region: 1-471 (156 amino acids)
Molecular function (GO): DNA binding
Source: RefSeq, a predicted model, not a curated record
AUGACCUUAAAGCGGCCUCGGAGUAUUUAUACGGAGGAUAUUAUGGCUAAUGCGAUAAUUGAUGUCACAAAAAACGGCUUGUCGCAGUACCGCGCCGCCCAAAAGUAUGACAUACCUCAGCAGUCUAUUUCCGACAGACUCAAAGGCCAGGUAGCCCUGGCUGAUCAGAUCCAGCCUCGUCAACUCUUGAGUAAGUCUCAGGAAGCUCGCUUGGUUUCUUGGAUCCUCCGCCAAGAGUCUCUCGGCUAUGCUCCCUCCCACAGUCAGAUCCGCGCAUGUGUGGAGGCUCUUAUGAAGCAACUGAACAACGAGCGGACAGUGGGGCGCAACUGGGUCUCUAAAUUCAUCAAUCGCCAUCCGGACAUCAAGAACAAGCGUGGAGACGUCAGGAAGCUAACCGAUUUAAUGCUUUUACGCCUCGUGCGGUUCACUGGUUCUUCGAUAUCAGGAAAAGGAGUAUGGAUGGAUUAA